Molecule: messenger RNA, 3101 nt
Organism: Pyricularia oryzae 70-15
Lineage: Eukaryota; Fungi; Ascomycota; Sordariomycetes; Magnaporthales; Pyriculariaceae
Product: choline-sulfatase
Exons: 3
Coding region: 1005-2738 (577 amino acids)
Molecular function (GO): sulfuric ester hydrolase activity
Source: RefSeq, a predicted model, not a curated record
CGUAGUUCUACUGUAGAGUCGGUAGCCUUCCCCGGGUUUGCCUUGACUGAUGAUAAAUUGGAUUGUCUUUCUUUAGAUCCCGAGCUAGAAGGAGACGGGUUCCUCCUUCUCUUCUCCAUUCCACUCCAUCCAGCAUUGAUUGAUUGAUCUUACCUUAGCUAAGACAACUUUUUUGAGUAAUUUCAUCCCCUCAUCGAUUGCGACAUCACCCCAGUUUGUUUGCCAAUUGUUUGUCCCUGCAGGGUCGCUCCAUGCACCGAGUUGGGACGAUUAUUGAACCUCAUCUUGUCCCAAAAUUGCGCCAUCUUCCAACGUCGCGGUCUCUUCGUUCGAUCACCACCCAGGCCGGCUAGCAGCGCAUUGCUGCCGUUGACGUGCUAGUCCCACAAUCUUUCUAUUUUUUGCUCCACCUCUUGCCUCUCCUUUUAUGGUUGCGUUAUUUGGCUGGAGUGUUUUGAGUUGAACGACUUGUGCGGCGGAAAAGUCAAUGAAUGUAUAGUAGUCAGAGGCACCUCAUUUCGGCGGCUUGUUGACCUCCCCCGCCCGCCUGACAUAAUUUCCUGCUCUGGAAAACAACAUUUCGCCUCACUUCUUGUUUGCACCUCAUACUAUUUGGUCGGAUCGAACGGAACCAGCUGGCCCUUAUUGUGUUGCAUCGCUGGACGGAUCUUAUACAGUAUACCGGUACAUCUUUUGGCACGCAAACAGCAGCACAACCCAUAUACCUGGAUCCUUGGCUUAUACCCUACCCUAGCGGCCUUCUUAUUCCUCUUCAUCUCGUUCUUCUCGUUGAACAAUCUGGUUUUCUUUUUUUUUCUUUUUUUUGGUUCUUUGUUUCAUUCUUCUCGGGAUUGACUUGGUAUCACUUGGGCUUGGUCUUUUACCAUUAGUCUGAUCUAUACCUCUUCGAAAUCACCUUAUUUGCCUCCGUCUGGCAUACUUCCAGCUACAGAUUGAACUUCAUUCACACUAGGCUCCAUCUGCUUACUGACCCAGUCGCCAUCAUGGCCCCGGACCUCAACUCAAUGCCGCCUUCGCCAAUGAAGGGCCAGGCACCUACCGCGGAAGCAGGACCAAGACUCAAUGGCAGCACCUCCAACGGCACGCGCCAGAAGCAACCCAAUAUCCUCUACAUCAUGGCGGACCAGCUGGCCGCACCGCUUCUCAAGAUGUACAACCCAGACUCGCAGAUCAAGACUCCUAAUCUCGACGCCCUAGCAGCGCAAUCAGUCCAGUUCGACAGUGCCUACUGUCCCUCACCACUCUGUGCCCCUUCCCGCAUGAGCAUGAUCACUGGCCUGCUGCCCAUGAAAAUUGGCGCUUACGACAACGCCGCACAAAUCCCCAGCGACAUCCCAACGUAUGCCCACUACCUACGCAUGCAUGGGUAUCAUACGGUCCUGGCAGGCAAGAUGCAUUUCAUUGGCGACCAGCUGCACGGCUACGAGACACGCUUGACCAGUGACAUCUACCCCGGCGAUUUUGGCUGGGCGGUGAACUGGGACGCGCCCGACACCAGGCUUGAGUGGUACCACAAUGCCAGUUCCAUCCUGCAGGCCGGUGUUUGUGUGCGCAGCAACCAACUCGACUAUGACGAGGAGGUUAUGUACCGGUCCAAGCAAUUCCUUUAUAAUCACGUCCGACAGGGUCCGGAUGCCCGCCCUUUCUGUUUGACGGUAUCUCUCACACACCCUCACGACCCUUACACAAUCGAAAAAAAGUACUGGGAUCUAUACGAGGAUGUGGAUAUUGCGCUCCCCAAGGUGCAGAUCCCCAAGGAGGAUCAGGAUCCGCACAGCAAGCGCCUGCUCAAAGUGUGCGAUCUGUGGGACCAGGAGUUCACGCCUGAACAGAUCAAGCGAGCUAGAAGAGCCUACUAUGGCGCUGUCAGUUAUGUGGACGACUGCAUUGGCAAGCUGUUAGACGUCGUAAAGGCGUGCGGGUUGGACGAUAACACUAUUGUGGUCUUUAGCGGCGACCAUGGCGACAUGCUGGGCGAGCGCGGUCUCUGGUACAAGAUGAGUUACUUCGAAAGCUCGGUUCGAGUGCCAUUGCUGGUGCGGCCGAGCGGCCGGGGUGAGUUUUUACCACACCGGGUCACACAGAAUGUGAGCACGUUGGACAUGCUCCCGACACUGUGUGAUCUGGUGGGCACCAAACCCCUGGCUGGGCUGCCCAUGGAUGGUAUUAGUCUACUCCCGCAUCUUCAGGGCCGCUCUGAGGAGGGUCAUGACACAGUUCUGGCCGAGUACACUGGCGAGGGCACAGUCGGCCCGCUGAUGAUGAUCCGUCGCGGGCCGUGGAAGUUUGUGACGUGCCCUGCGGAUGGACAGCAGUUGUUCAACUUGGCCGAAGAUCCGGACGAGGUGGUAGAUCUGGUCAAGGUGCUGGCCAAGAAGAAAGCGCAGAAUGGAGGAGGCACCAGCGAGUCACACGAGAGAAUCCAAUCUGUACUGGCAGCGUUCCGGACUGAGGCCGACAGCAUGUGGGAUUAUGCAGCCAUUACCGAGGAGGUGCUGAGUUCGCAGAGGAGACGAAGACUGGUGUGGGGUGCGCUGAAGAGGGGCAAAUUUACGAGCUGGGACUAUGAUCCAGUUGAUGAUGGACGGGAGAAGUACAUCCGAUCCCACAUGGACCUCGAUGACUUGGAGCGUAUGGCAAGAUACCCGCCCGUUGACGCCUAUGGGCGAGAGACUGCCACAAUCGUUACCGACCAGGCUGGAUCACACGGACAGUGAUCUCGUGGUGACUACGGCUAGUUGUGUGCCUUUCUUCUCUUGUCCAUAUUCUGUCGGUACAUCAUCGCGCAUCUUGAUCAUAGCAUGUUGCAACUUGCGUUGGUGGGAGGAGGGGGGCUUAAACUUUGAAGCGACGCAUUAUUGUUUUUAUUAUUCUUUUGCAGCAUGAUUCAGCACUGAUCGGCAUGAGGCGGACUUGGGUCUUUGGUUAUUUCUAGCGAUUUCUAGCGACCGCUCAACCGGGAUAAGGGACAAAAUUUACUGGAGGUACGAUAUAUAUAGACGGAAAAUUGUCCGACAACAAAUCUGUAACUAAGGGCAAACACUUUGUGACAGGGCCAGAUAAGAUAAGCAUUGACUAGA